CGUCUUCGUCCUCCCGCCGCUGAGAGCUCACUCACCUCUCCAAUACGCCCAACCCCCACAAAACCCUAGCCCUCGAAUCCCAAAUCCCCGACCCCGCGCCAUGGACGACGACGCUGGCGACGGCGCCGCUAGCGGCGGGACAAAGAGGAAGGUCACUGCGGCGUCGUCGUCGGCGGCGGCGAAGGGGAAGGCGGCGGGGAAAGGGAAGGCCGCCUCUAAGGCGUCGGCGUUGGCCACGGCCAAGGAGAGCAGCCUCCUCAAGCAGAAGUCGCCUGCUGAAUUCUUCGCGGAGAACAAGAACAUCGCGGGGUUUGACAAUCCUGGAAAGUCACUGUACACAACGAUGCGGGAGUUAGUUGAGAAUGCCCUUGAUUCAGCCGAGUCCAUCUCUGAGCUCCCUGACAUAGAAAUUAUAAUAGAAGAGAUCACGAAGAGCAAGUUCAACACAAUGAUAGGGCUAGUUGAUCGACAGCGUAUUGAUGAAGAGCUCUAUGAUGACUUUGAAUCGGCUAAGGCUCGUGAGAAACGCCUUGCCAAAGAAGCACGCUUCCAAGAAACACAAGCCAAAAAUGCUGCUCUUGGGAAGAAGGUUAAGGAGGCUCCAGCUGCUCGAGGGAAAGGUCGGGGUGAGGCUGCAUUUUUUAGGGUGACUUGCAAGGAUAAUGGUCGAGGUAUGCCACAUGAUGAUAUCCCAAAUAUGCUUGGUAGAGUGUUAUCGGGCACAAAGUAUGGUUUGAGGCAAACACGUGGAAAAUUUGGUCUUGGUGCUAAAAUGGCACUUAUAUGGUCAAAGAUGAGCACAGGCCUUCCUAUUGAGAUUAAGUCAUCAAUGAAAGGCCAGAAUUUUAUUUCAUUUUGUCUUCUUGAUAUCGAUAUUCAUAAGAAUGUCCCUCAUGUUCAUUUACAUGAGAAAAGGGAGAAUAAAGAUCGCUGGCAUGGGGCGGAGCUUCAAGUUAUAAUUGAGGGGAAUUGGACAACUCAUCGUUCAAAGAUACUACAUUACAUGCGUCAGAUGGCUGUCAUCACACCAUACGCUCAAUUCCUUUUUAGAUUUCUCUCAGACUCACCCGACAAAAAUUUGACAAUACAGUUUGCACGGAGGACAGAUGUUAUGCCUCCUAUUCCUCUUCAAACUAAGCAUCAUCCUUCUGCUGUUGAUUUACUGCUGAUAAAGCGCUUAAUAUCAGAGACUACAAAGCAAAACCUUUUGCAGUUCCUCCAACAUGAGUUUGUGAAUAUUAGCAAAUCUCAUGCUGAACGUUUGAUCGGGGAGAUGGGGCCUGAUUUCAGUGCAAAAACGACAGUUAAGAGUCUUACAUCACAGCAAUUAGUUCGGAUACAUCAGUUAUUUCGGCAGGCAAAAUUUGAUGAUCCCAGUGGCAAUUGUCUUAGUCCUGCAGGUGAAUACAAUUUACGUCUAGGUAUCAUAAAAGAGCUGCACCCUGAUCUAGUUGCUACGCAUGCAAGCAGCCCACAGGUUUUUGAAGGUCAUCCAUUCAUCGUUGAAGCUGGAAUAAGUAUUGGUGGAAAAGAUGUUAAACAUGGUCUAAACAUUUUUAGAUAUGCGAACCGAAUCCCACUUCUCUUUGAACAAGGUGCUGAUGUCAUCACAAGAACUGCUUUAAAAAGAAUCAAUUGGAGCAGCUACAAAAUAAAUCAACAGCAGGACAAGAUUGGUGUCUUUGUUAGCAUUGUAAGUACAAAGAUACCUUUUAAAGGAACUGGAAAAGAGUACAUUGGGGAUGACAUAACCGAAAUAGCAUCUGCUGUUCAGUCAGCCCUUAAGCAGUGUUGUCUUCAACUGAAGUCAAAGAUAGUAAAGAAACUACAGGCUCGUGAACGGCAGGACAGGAAAAGGAACCUAAACAGAUACAUUCCUGAUGUUGCGAGGGCAAUUAUGGAGACUCUGGGAGAAAUUGCAGAUGAGUCUCCCCCAAAGAGGCCACGUUAUGAUAAGGAAGAUGAGGAACUCCUUGAGAAAGUAAACUCUGAGGAGGUGACAGAGAUGACCUUUAGGGAUUGCUUAACACAACAUGUUGAACAGGUUGAUUAUGAAAUGGCAUUGGAGUACGCCAUGCAGAGUGGAGUAAGCGAGGAACCUCGUGAAGCAUUAUAUUUAAACUCCCUUGAAGGAUCUUACAAGUUUAUCGAUUUCCAGAGCCCUGUUUUUGUGUUCAGAUUUAUUCCUUGAGAGUGCAACUUGCAUGUCCAUCUGUUGCUAGGUUGAUUAAUAUUUACUUCCCAUAAUCCCAUUGUACUGCGGAUGUUUUAUGAACCUUUUGCCGAUUCAGCAGUCAUGACCGCAAGUUUGUAACUUACACAUUAUAGAUUUUUAGAGUAGUUUAGGUCCAUGAUAUGUUUGUUGCAUUCAUGGAGAUUUUUAUUUUUCAAUUUUUCUUUAACAUAUGGGAGUUCACUUCUACCCAUUCAAUUUUAGGAAUAGGAAACAUUAGAGAGUGUGUUUGCUGGUAUGAUUAUAAGUUAUACUACAUAAUUAUGUGUUAAAUUGAUUUAGAUCCAAGAUAUGCUUGCAUACUGCGUUAUUCGAGAA
Messenger RNA from Oryza sativa Japonica Group (Japanese rice), 2551 nucleotides. NCBI's taxonomy places the organism in Eukaryota, Viridiplantae, Streptophyta, Magnoliopsida, Poales, Poaceae. The record is from RefSeq and is a predicted model, not a curated record.